Molecule: messenger RNA, 1852 nt
Organism: Exophiala viscosa
Lineage: Eukaryota; Fungi; Ascomycota; Eurotiomycetes; Chaetothyriales; Herpotrichiellaceae
Exons: 3
Coding region: 304-1530 (408 amino acids)
Source: RefSeq, a predicted model, not a curated record
GCCGUCGUGUCAGGCCAGACGGCUCGACAAGCUAGUGACGUGCGCGUGCGCGGGACAGCACCGCAUACCUAUAAGCAACAUGACUUGACACUCAAUGCCACAUAUAAGAGCAUAGGUGACCGCCUGCUGUCGUCAAAACAACGCCUUCUCGAUCAACAAAGGUCAGGAAGCGCACCGGAUUGAGAAAAAUUGUUGCCCUGCUGCCCACGCCAUACAGCUAUCGCAGCUGUCCUACAUGAACUUCAUGGAAGCUAUCUGAAGUGAAGUUUUCGAGAUUUUUGUCAUUAGUUUGAUCAAGACACGAUGCCUUCAACACUCCAAGUCCUGUCCGUCCUGUUCGCCGCGGGCGCAGGUCUAUACCAAUUUCUGUUACGCGAUGUCAUAUUCACCACAGUUGGAGUAGGCAGGACGGUGCUCCCGAUCUCUUCAUUCCCGUACCAUUGCCAGCGUAUAACAGGAGACCCCAAUCUUCAAGCAUGUGAGGAUAUGUGGCUCGAUGAGAAGUCGAGGACGCUAUAUCUCGCGUGCUCAGAUCCUGUGGCCCGGCGGGAUUGGAUGCCAAACAUCCACCGUAUGAAUGCGUCGGGAAGAGCUCUGAACGACCACAUUGUCGCCAUGGACAUCGACAGCCCGAGCAGUGAAGGAGGGUAUACUUACCGGGUGCUCGAGACGCCAGAUUUCUCCGGGGUUCAUGGUGACGGUCGCAUCCAUGUCGUGGGCAUGACGGGUUCGGUUUCCGAAGAUGGAGAGAAUCAAUUGUGGUUGAUCAACGCUCGACCUUCGGUUGAUCCUACCACUGGACAAUUGCUGGACAACGCCGUCGUUGGAGGAAAUUCAACGAUCGAGCUUUUCACGACAGCGCCCGGCUCGGGAAUCGCGAGACAUGUCAAGACAUUUGCCGAUCCUCAGAUAACCACGCCGAAUAACGUGGCGGUCACUAAGGAUGGGGCUUUCUUCUUCACGAAUGAUCACGGACCGCACAAGGUUGGCUUGUUGCAUCAUCUCUCGCCCGUGCUGGCAACAGGUGACGCCUCCUAUUGCUCGGCGGCAGGCGAAUGCAAGCAAAUUGCGAAAGGUUUCAGAUUCCCCAAUGGGCUUCACUUGGGGAGUGAUGGGCUGCUUUACAUCCCCAGUGCAGCGAUGAGAGGGAUUGACAUCUUCAAGCCUGCUGCCGAUGGAUCAGUCGAAAACGUGCAUCAUAUCCACCUCGACUAUCCCAUCGAUAAUCUGUCCGAGGAUGCGAACGGAGAUAUCUUCGCAGCGGCUAUGCCCAAGGGUCUCGCAACGCUCGCAGCAUUCGAAGAUCCAAUGAACGGGCCGAUUCCGCCGGCGACUGUCUGGCGUGUGAGGAGGGUGAAUCGAGAAGUCGAAGACAAGUACGAAUAUGAGCUGUUCAAGGUCAUUGAAGAUGCUGCUGGGGAGAAGUUGCCUGGGGCCACCACGGUCAUACACGACUCCUCGACUGGCAGAUUGUUCUUGAGCGGUGUUGUCUCUCCAUUCAUCACUGUCUGUCAGAAGAAGAUCAUCUGAGGUGCCUAAGCUCCUCAAGGGGGAAUGGAAUCUCGCCACACUCGAAAGAUAUGGUCUUGACCCAAUUGAAGUCUGCACAGUAGAAUGCCCUGGAGGUUCCCAUUGUCCCAUAAGUCUCGAAGCCUCACCUUUCCUACGACUGUUGUCGUCGUUCACUGUCGACGUCAUACCCAUAACAUGGUAAGAAGCAGCAACGGAGAGUCGGUAACUGUUCACCGAAGUUCCGUCGGUUAGAGCCAAUCACGUUUGCUUGCGCCCCCUGUUCGUCGAUCGACCUCCACAGCGGACCCCUGAAUAUCUCUUCUUUCUUUUCAAAACACAG